AUGACUCAGAACUGUAGAGCGUUGAAACAACACUUAGAAGACUUAGUAGCGGCUAGGUACCUCCGGGACUACAUUGAUCAGGAUAAGGAAGUGACCGAACCGAAGAACCCACCACCAGAACCGAAUGUUGAGCACCCACCCUGGUUGGUAAUAAAUGUGAUCCAUGGAACCGCAACUCAAGAAUCUGAAGAGACACUGAAAGAAGAGAUUGCUAAGGCUGCGCAAACUCAGCAGGUCAUGUCAGUGGAACUUGCAUCGAAAAAGGUACGUAUAGUACCUAAAUCCCCUUUGUGCACUAUUUCAUUUACUAGAAAAGAUUUAGAGGGCAUACAGCACCCACAUAUUGAUGCAUUAAUUAUAACUGUGGGAAUCGGAAAACGAUUUGAAGUAAAACGAGUCUUGGUAGAUCAAGGUAGUGCAGCAGACAUCUUGUAUUAUGACUUGUUCAGAAAGCUUGGUCUCUCCGAGCAGCACCUCACCCCAACGGCAGCCCCGUUGGUUGGCUUCAAUUCACAGCCAGAAUGGCCGCUUGGCAGAAUAGUGUUGCCAGUCGUGGCGGGAACAAAAACCCUCCAAAUAGAGUUCCUCGUUAUUAAUACACCAUCCCCUUACAACGCCAUACUUGGCCGACCGUGGAUUCAUCAAAUAGAGGCAGUCCCUUCAACUUACCACCAGCUUAUCCGUUUCCCAACGGAACACGGAGUAGAGCAGAUCUCAGGGGAUCAAGUUGCGUCCAAACAUUGCUUCAUGGCGGCACUAAAGGCAAAGUAG
This is a messenger RNA of Camellia sinensis, 771 nucleotides long. NCBI's taxonomy places the organism in Eukaryota, Viridiplantae, Streptophyta, Magnoliopsida, Ericales, Theaceae. The record is from RefSeq and is a predicted model, not a curated record.